This is a messenger RNA of Striga asiatica, 549 nucleotides long. NCBI's taxonomy places the organism in Eukaryota, Viridiplantae, Streptophyta, Magnoliopsida, Lamiales, Orobanchaceae. The record is from the annotation of a GenBank genome assembly.
AUGCCCCUCUGUUCCGCUUUAGCAAUGGACCAAUCUCCACCAUGCAACACCUCCGAUCACCCCGCCGCCUCCGGCGACUCCAAACAGCCGUCCGGCGGCGGCACGCGCCACCCCGUGUACCGGGGCGUGCGCAAGCGCCGGUGGGGCAAGUGGGUGUCCGAGAUCCGGGAACCCAAGAAGAAGACCCGGAUAUGGCUCGGGUCGUUCCCGGCGCCGGAGAUGGCGGCCAGGGCGUACGACGUCGCCGCCUACUGCCUGAAGGGUCCGAAGGCCCAGCUCAACUUCCCCGACGAGGUCGAUCACCUCCCCCGCCCGCCCACGACCGCCGCCAGGGAUAUCCAGGCCGCCGCCGCCCUGGCGGCUAAGAUGGCGGCGGAGAAGGGCGGCGCCGCCGAGGAGGGAGGCGGCGGAGGGGACGACUUCUGGGCGGAGAUAGAGCUUCCGGAGCUUUUGAUGGACGGAAACGGCUGCUUGCCGGAGGUAUGGUGGGCGUCGCCGGCCGGUGACCCCACGUCGAUGGAUAUCACUGGCGGCGACCAAUUAUUUUGA